This is a messenger RNA of Colletotrichum lupini, 978 nucleotides long. RefSeq lists its product as uncharacterized. Lineage: Eukaryota; Fungi; Ascomycota; Sordariomycetes; Glomerellales; Glomerellaceae. The record is from RefSeq and is a predicted model, not a curated record. The transcript has a single exon. Bases 1 to 978 code for a protein of 325 amino acids.
AUGUAUACCCACCGCCGCAACCGUCACCCUCAACUCUCAUCUCCGGCCCGCAGCCCAUUCCCACCGUCGCAGGGCUCACCCUUCUUUGGCAACAUACCUCAUCCUUCAAACUCCCACUAUGAGGAACAAGAGACGUUCGAAGAUCCUCGAUGCGAUUACCUGGGCUACGCAGCGCCAAGAUAUGACAGAGACAACAGCGAUGACGAACACCGUCACAGCACGCAGUCAUACAUCCACUGGCCUCCCGGCCCCUCGUACUGGGAGACCACACAGCGCGCUCGUCUCCCAGCCCAUUAUCUACUCUCUCCAUGGAGAGACGCCCAUAGGUCCAGAUUACGCCCCGAGAGAGAAGAACCAACAGAGACGUCAUUCGAUAUCAUCCCAAGCAUCGAGAACGACGAGCAGCCCUCGCCAGUCUUCCCCGAAACCCAGUGGGUAAGUGACUCGUCCGGGACGUCCCUACCGACCCCCGCAUCCGAAACAUUCACAUCACAAUCCCCUUCCUUCAGCGACGACUCCAUAACCCCGGAACUCCAUCACCACCGCCACCCCCGGAACCACAUCCCCGACUACGUCCGCUCAACACCCGGAUCAUCCCCCCUCACCUCUCCAUUCCUAUCCUCGUCUUCAGAGGACAUGAACGACCGCAGCGCAACAGCUCGACCCCCGACGCCACCCCGGCGCCGACAACACGCUCCGUCUCCGUCACCACCUCCGCCCUCAGUACACGCUCAUCUGCCCGCCUUGCCGUUCCGCCUCAGUCGUCAGGCGGGCAACCCGCACCUUCGGGCCAGGAUACUGACCCCUCCCGCUUUACAGGCCUCGCGGGUUGAUACGUGUGAUACCCCGUGGAAGCCUCAGCGGUGUCGUUGCGGGGAGUGUUUCUGUAGGAACCUGGUGGAUCGGAAUGGCGGGGUUGUGGUGGUUGAUGCGGGGAGGUUUUGUGCGUUUUGUCGCGAGAACCACUGCUGGGUUUGA